Grosmannia clavigera kw1407 is the source of this 1149-nucleotide messenger RNA. RefSeq lists its product as uncharacterized. The coding region runs from base 1 to 1149 and encodes 382 amino acids. The record is from RefSeq and is a predicted model, not a curated record. NCBI's taxonomy places the organism in Eukaryota, Fungi, Ascomycota, Sordariomycetes, Ophiostomatales, Ophiostomataceae. The transcript has a single exon.
AUGGAUAACCCAGAGUUUUGGGAUCAUCAAGAGUCCUCUGAUGUAGACUUGUCAACGGGCCAACUCCGUGAACGCUCUCACACAGGGCUGACUUUGCGUACUGAUUUUCCGAGUGGAUUAUCGAUCUCUGCCAUCCGUCUCAGACCUGCCUUUUACACAACCCACGUUUUCGAGUUCGACAUUGAUGCCACGCUGGACGAUCAUUUCCCUGGGGUGUGGGCGCGUAACGGCUGGCUUAGACCGUCGCUUUCGAUCUACGGCUUUCGCUAUAAGAAGUUUGUGGCAUCGCUAUUCAAUAUGGAAGGUCUCCUGCAGCUGUGCACAAGAUUCACAUCCGAGGAAGUGACAGCGGGUCUUAUCCUCGUGUUGUACGAUUUCCUGCCCCUGGUCUGGUUUCCCACCUUCGAUGCCUGGACAACUCGUCAGAUCGGAAAGAUCACGGAGACUCAGGACGAAGACUCAUCCGAUAAACGUUUCCUUAUAAUUCCGAUCUAUUUGGAGAUGCAUAGGCACUGGAUGCUUGCCAUAGUUGAUCGGGUGCAAGAGACGGUCUUCUGGUACAACAGCCGGGAAGAAUUUACUGAUCCGGACGUGCCUAUGAAGCUGACUGCUUGGCUUGCGAGCACUGGUUUAACACCCUCUGGAACCGCUUACCAUCACCAGAUCAUACCCGUGAGCCAGCAGCUCUACCACUGGGAGUCUGGGUUGUACAUUCUCGACUGUGUCCGUUCUUUUUUCGGAAACCCGUCGCUCAAUGAGACGAUUGGGCCGAUUGACUGGGCUGCGUCUCACCAGUACAGCUAUCCAGUCCCAGUCCUUGGCAACCUUGACAACAGCACGAAGAAGUUCACUUGGAUGGUCACCUACUGGAUUGCCUGGAUUCGAUUGGAGCUUGGCCACGCAGAUUUCUCCCCGCUUCGAAUUCCCUGUGUUCCCACUCUGAAGAUGAAUGACCUGGACGUUAUCGGCCGACUCAACGGGGAUAUCUCUCUAUGGCCGAAUGCCGUUGGAAACGCCACUGGGUACAGCGACAGAGAUAUCAGUAUGGAACUAGACAAAAUUCUGGGGCCUGACCCGAUGGAUAUACGUGUUGCCGACAGUACGCUCAUUUGCACACAGCAGGAGGUCGCUGUAAACUUCGCCACCUAG